Messenger RNA from Hypomesus transpacificus, 3004 nucleotides. It is a transcript of the gene slc22a31, whose product is annotated as solute carrier family 22 member 31. The record is from RefSeq and is a predicted model, not a curated record. Gene Ontology annotation, biological process: transmembrane transport. The coding region runs from base 69 to 1907 and encodes 612 amino acids. Gene Ontology annotation, molecular function: transmembrane transporter activity. Lineage: Eukaryota; Metazoa; Chordata; Actinopteri; Osmeriformes; Osmeridae. The transcript is spliced from 9 exons. Gene Ontology annotation, cellular component: membrane.
UAUAGCUGCGCCGUCUUCAGCGCCCGAGACUCGCCCACAGUUGUCCAGGCUGCACAGUCCCUUGUAAAAUGGAAUAUGAUACAAAGAUUUACCCCAAAAUAGGUGGAUAUGGACAAUACAAUCGAAUUGUGGCCGUGUUCAGUUGGUUUCCGAACUUUGCUGUUAUGCUUAAUCUUUUUACAGAUGUUUUUUAUACGCUGACUCCAGACAGCUACCACUGCAAGCCCGACCCAACUCUCUUACCCUCGGCAUUCUUACUCAGCAACUAUUCCCGACAGGGAUAUCUGAAUUUCACAAUUCCUUGGAUUAACGGCUCUGGGCUGAGCCACUGCGAACUUUUUAAGUACCCAUUAAAUUAUUCUUCUAAUGUAUCAGUGAAUGUCCCCAAAGACACGGUUCCAUGCACAAAAGGUUGGGAGUUUUCCCAAGCUGCUGGGCUACAAACCAACUUCGUGACGGAGUGGGACCUGGUGUGUGGAAACUACUGGAAGAUCCCAGUGCAGCACAUCUGCUUCAUGAGUGGGUGGAUCCUGGGGUAUGUGUUCAUAGGAACGCUGUGUGACUGCUUGGGUCGGCGGCGAGCCUUCCUCCUGUCCGUGUCUCUCUCCGGCCUGUUGGGCGUGGCCGUUUGUCUGUCCAACAGCCCUGUGGUCUUCCUCCUGCUGCGCUUCAGUCAGGGCUCCAUGCUGGCUGGGGUCUUCCUCUCAUCAUACAUCUCCAGGUUAGAGUUGUGUGAUCCACCCCAUCGCCUCAUGGUUUCCAUGGUCAGUGUUUUUUUUGCUGUAUGUGCCGAGCUGCUUUUGCCUGGGCUGGCUGUCCUGUGCCGUGACUGGCCGGUGCUCCAAGCUGUGGCCACCUUACCCCUGCUCCUGCUGCUUUCCUAUUGGUGUUCUGUGUGGGUGUUCCCUGAGUCUCCCCGCUGGCUGCUGGCCACCUCCCAGAUCCCCCAGGCCAAACGGAGCCUGCAGCUCUUCUCCACCAGGAACGGCGCGUGUGUGAGAGAUGAGCUUUACCCUGCUGAGACACUGCUGUCAGAGAUUGAUGCUGCCUGGCCGGAGGAGGACACCCAUGAAGAGUAUCACUCAGUCUUAGUGCUGAGACACACCCGGAUCAUCUGGAGGAACUGUCUGAUCCUCAGCUUCACUCUGUUUAUAGGCACAGGGAUCCAGUACUGCUUCACCAGGAACCUGCACAGCUACUCCUCCAACUUCUACUUCAGCUACUUCGUGCGUGUUUUGACCGGAGCGUUGGCCUGCCUCUUCCUCUGCGUGUCUGUCAAUCACUGUGGUCGCCGCGGCGUCCUGCUACUCUCUGCCAUUGUUACAGGCCUGUCAUCCCUCCUGCUGCUGGCCCUCACACAGUACCUGCAUGGGGGGCUGGUGAUGGUGCUGUCUGUGACAGGCCUCUUCUCCUCCCAGGCCCUCGCCAUGCUUAGUGCAUUCUUUGCCAGCGAGGUCAUGCCUACUGUCAUACGAGGAGGCUGUCUGGGGCUUGUCCUGGCUGCGGGCUGCGUGGGCAUGGCUGCCUCCUCUCUGAUGGAGCUGCAGAACAACAGUGGUUAUUUCCUGCACCACGUGAUCUUCGCCUCCUUCGCCGUCCUCUCCGUCCUCUGCAUCAUGCUUCUCCCCGAGAGCAAACGCAAGCCGCUCCCAGACUCCCUAAAGGACGGGGAAAGCCAGCGGCGCCCCGCUCUGUUCCUGACCCCCGGCGAGCGAGACAGCCUGCCUCUGCUGUAUACGCGGCCUUCUGAGUACCAGCCUGAGAACUACUCCCGCCUGGUGUCAGCCACCAGGACAAUGCUGACCAAAGACACGCUGCCCUUUAACAUGGUGGCCCACCCACCUCUGCUGAUGGCUCAUGGGACAGGCGAGAACAGGCUUCUGAGAGAGGAGCUAUCUGAGCGGUAACCCACCAUCUGAGCUGUCAUCCUGCAUCACAAAGACCUUUUUUCUGCCAAAUACACACACAUGCACACACACAGACACACACACAUCUUUCCUCACUACAAUUCUAGGAUGACCGGCGCUCACUGUUCAGUUGCUGGAGAUAUCUGUUACUGUGAGCUACUUCUUCUGAGUAAUUUAUGUUCCUAUAAACUUUAAUAAAGAAAUGAGUCUUAGUAAAGUCAUGGCAUGGAUAGUACAUGGCUGUGCAAGUCUGACAGAGUGGUUAAGAACCCCCUAGAAGUCACAUAAUAAACUACAUAAUAAUGUAGACAUUUUAAUGUUCGGAUCCAAAAAUCUGCGGUGAAGCUGUGUAACACCAGAGAAAGUGAAGAUAGAGGCGGAUGUUAAAGUUGUGGAAUGUAGUUGGGUCAGAUGAGUAGCCAUGUCUGUUCACUUAGUCACUGACUGACAACCACUCAGCUGCCUUUCAUUAAACCUGUGGCUUGAACAUGCUGGCUGGCUCGCUACCUGCUUAACUGGCAGUCUCAUACCUGGUGUAUUAAUCAUUAACUCCCUAAGGGGCCCUAGAGGACGAGACUGUUGUAGUGUGGGUUAAAAACAAGCUAUUUGGGGUAAUAUUGUUGCUGCUGUUAUGUUGAAAUGAAAAAGAAUGGUUCUGCACUUAAAUAUCUGCAACAAAUGUUGUAAAUGCUAUCAGAACCUAAAAUAAAACUUAUGAGUCACUUGGCACUGUCAGGAAUACUUGGCACUGUCAGGAAUACUAUCUGAGCAGACCUGCAAUCCGAUGGUGAUCUGGACCACUGUGCUCCACAUUUAGUCUGGAGAGGUGAAACAAGGAAGAAGAUAUGGGCAGAGUUAAUGUUAUGAGAGAUGAAAAUGAUAAUUAAAACAAUGAUUUGUUUCCUUAAACAUAACUAACAUAACUUGUCCACAAACUAAGACACAAUGCAGAAAGUGUCAUUUAUCACACUUUGUUAUGCCCCUGCUGAAAUCAAGGUUGACUGGAUGUGUUUGUACAUUCACAUAUAGUCAUUUAGCAGACGCUCUUAUCCAGAGCGACAUACAGUAAGUACAGGGGCAUUCCCCCCGAGCCAAGU